UAUAAAACUCAUUGUUGUGGUCACGAUGGGCCCUGCGGCGGUGUUUUGGACUCUGGUGCUUGGUCUCUGUGCUGCGGAGGCAGGGACGAUGGGUGACCAGUGCGACUGGACUGGCAGUGGGUUGACGUCGAGCUCCGAGCGUGGCGUGACGCCGGUGUACUUGCGGUGCCGCGAGGGUGGCGUUGCCUGGCGUUACCCGCGCGGCGCGCUGCGUCUGCUCUUCAAGCCACCGCUACCCGCAGACGUGCAGGACUUUCGCGUCUGCAUCAGAGUCAUACGCAGGCCCGAUCCACCGGAUUUGUUCCAUACUUUGCAGAUUAAUGAUACUGAAGUUAUGGAGCGCUUUCCAGCACGAAUUUUUGUGGAAGGCACGCACAGACUUAUACCGCUUUACGCGCCUGACGAUGACGACGAGCGGGAGCUUCGCUGCUUCCGUAGCCGACGCGGUAGGGCCGCGCUUUACGUCGAGGCUGAACCGGAGAAUGGACUUCACAGACGUGUGGCAACAUUCAAAUACGAAGCUAGACCUUUAGUGAGAAGGCACUAUGACCCCACGACAGCGGACUGCAGGCCCUGUUCCGAGGCGGAGAUGGAGCUAGCGUUCUGCACCAGCGACCUCGUAUCCCGAGGGUUGUUCGUCGGUGCUGAGCAGCGAGCAGACUUGGACAGCACGCAGCUGACUCUGAAGCUGACUAAGCUUAUACGCGCCACUGCAGCCAGUGAGCCUCGUGACGAGCUCGACGACUCCGAUGGCGACGAGUACUUUAGAUACGAAGUAGCCAACGAGAAUACAGUAGAACGACCUACUCACCGCAGUCACGGCAAGCGGCGGCGGAAAACUCGCAGUCUACACGCUCACAUACACGUGUCUUCAGUGUGCGAAGCCGCAGCCGGAGCUGGCGAGUUCCUCGUCAUGGCUCGAAGGAGGUUAGGGAGAUACUCCUUAGUCUGUUCCCCCAGGAUCGAAGACUGGGUACAGUUAGUUGAAAAGAGGAAUAAGGACGGUACUGCACACUGCAAGCUUCGGCAUUAGUGAUCCACAUAACUGUUGCGGAUCUAAGUGUGAAGUUUUGUGAGCUUGAUUCAUAAAGAAUAUUAGCCAUUUAAUUAUACAAUGGACUUUGGUAUUGUUUGGUCUGGUUGACAUUUGGUUUAUGCAGUGUAAAUUUAAAAGGGACAUAUCAAACAGAACGUCAAUAUCGAACGUUAAGAAUGAAGCGAAGGUGGCAAUUAUUCAACAAAAUACUUGUACAGUGUUACGUUAGAUAUUAAUUUUGUAAAAAUAUUAUUUGUGAUCGUAAGCGGGUAAUUUUCAGGCUAGUUU
This is a messenger RNA of Hyposmocoma kahamanoa, 1324 nucleotides long. Its product is annotated as meteorin-like protein. Bases 26 to 1033 code for a protein of 335 amino acids. The record is from RefSeq and is a predicted model, not a curated record. Gene Ontology annotation, molecular function: hormone activity. Lineage: Eukaryota; Metazoa; Arthropoda; Insecta; Lepidoptera; Cosmopterigidae. The transcript is spliced from 5 exons.